Messenger RNA from Ostrea edulis (European flat oyster), 8577 nucleotides. Its product is annotated as PDZ domain-containing protein 8-like. Lineage: Eukaryota; Metazoa; Mollusca; Bivalvia; Ostreida; Ostreidae. The coding region runs from base 623 to 4330 and encodes 1235 amino acids. The transcript is spliced from 22 exons. Gene Ontology annotation, molecular function: lipid binding; protein binding. Gene Ontology annotation, biological process: mitochondrial calcium ion homeostasis. The record is from RefSeq and is a predicted model, not a curated record. Gene Ontology annotation, cellular component: mitochondria-associated endoplasmic reticulum membrane contact site.
UCCCUUUGUAAACAAGUUGCAAGAAUAUACUAUAGAUACUAGAGGUGGUGGUAACAUGCUAAACGAUCGAUUUUCCUACAAAGAGAAUCUGAGGGUGUUCCUAUUGAACGUUGUGCAAUAAUUCAUGAGCGUAAUAAUGUAAUCUGCUUCCGACUGUUAACAGAUACUUCCCUGCUAAGAACGCGGGCACUUGAUUGUUAUUAAAAAUGGAACCCGAAUUAUCUCCACCAGUAAACCGCCCACACGAUUUAUUUGUGAAUGGGUAAGUGUUUUAUAUCAAGUAGUAAACAAUGAAACAUGAUACGAUACAUGAUAUGUUAUCAGUCCGAUUCAUGAAAUGUUUUUAUACUGUGAACGUUUAACUUGAAACUAGCCAACCGUCGAUAUGCUCAUUACAUAAUAAGUGAAUACAGUGAAGUCAGCUUUCAACAUCCUCCUGUUUAAAGCUGUUCCGUGAUUAGAACUCAUACACUCAAACAGUAGCUACUGGUGUCCAGCAAAUGAUAGGCUGAUGAUCAUGCAGUGUAUCAAUAUUUUUCCUAACAAAAUGUACACCACAUAGAUUUUGCCAUCCGGAGCUAACCCAGACCAUGGUUACCAGGGGCAGACAUUACAGAGCAGUAUGUUGGUGACGGCUAUUCUGUGUUCCUUUAUUCUCGGAGUCGUAUUUACGCUGAUCAUUCAGUUCCUCUUCAUCAAAUAUCAGCUGAACCACACUCCAGAAGAAGAAAUCAAACACAAGCCACAGUUUACAGAUUUCAAGCUGCCAAAGGACUUAUUGGUUGCACUAAAAGAGGCUCUCAAGAAAGAUCAGAGAGAAAGUUGCCUGGCCUUGAACUUGAUCAUCAGCUUUCUGUUCAGAGAACUGAAGGAUAAAAAAAUCAUUAGAAGAUGGGUAAUCAAGAAAAUGAACACAGAAUUUGCAGAGCUCAUGCAGAAAACAGCUGGCAGAAUUUUGGAACAAAUAUCAGUUCAGGAAUUCAAUUUAGGACCAUCCUUUCCUGUCAUAAAGUCUGUAGCAGUCAAAGAUACUAAAAUAGAAAAUGAUGCAAUAGAUAAAUUAGAUAUAGAAGUUGACCUAGAUUAUCGGGGAGGGUUCCAGUUGUCUUUAGGAAUCGACCUAGUUCUGGGAAAGCAUGUGUUUCUGUCUGUCACGGUCACAAACCUUCAGGGGAGGGCCAGGCUGCAGUUCUCACACAAACCCUACAGUCACUGGUCCUUCUCCUUCUACGAGGAGCCGCAUAUUGAUUUCCAAGUGGAGUCAAAGUAUGGAGGGAGGGCAACUCCACAACUGACUUCCCUGAUUAUUAAACAGAUUAGAAGAACCAUUCGGAAGAAGCACACACUGCCUAACUACAAGUUCAGGAUGAAGCCAUUCUUUACGCCCCCACCAUCCAGAGUUCCACAGAAAGAUCUCUUCAUAAAUGGCACCAAAAUAGGUCAUGGGAAGCUAACUGUGACGAUUAAAUGCUGUUCACGCUUGAUUGAUGUUCCAUCAGAUUCCAUUCUCUACUGCACAUUAUCAAUUGAUAGCUGCCCAUGGCUUGAGUUGCUGGAAAAGAAGAAGAAGGUGUGGAUAAUUCAAGAUGUGGAGAUCAUAAAAGGCAACUCGGAAUCUAUAGGACUUAUAUUUAAGGAGGAAUUUUUAUUGGAUAAAUAUGAGGAUGUUGUUAUGGUGGACUGUGUAACUCCAGGCUCUCCUGCUGACCAAUCAGACGUCAGAAAGGGAGAUAUUUUGUCCCUUAUCAGCAAUGUUAAAGUGACAACUUCAAAGCAAGCUGCAAAAUUAUUCAAAAGUGCUGGAGAAAGGGUUUCAGUGAGGAUAGAAAGAGCAAAGAUAAAAAACCACCCCCCUCUUGACCUUCAAAUUACAGAGGAUAAUGUCAGUCUCAAGGAUCUUACCCAGAAUGACUUAACUAAAACAUCCGAGAGUUCAGAAGAUUUUGUCAACAUCAGUAUAAAUACUCACCAAGGGGAAAAAAGUUCCUAUACCUUACCAUCCCCCUCCAGUAGUCCACAGAAAAGAGUUCUAGACUUUGUGAACACUGGCCUUGGAAAAGGGAAGACUCUUCUAAGAGGGAGACAGAAAAGUAACACCAUACACGAAGCACCUGCUAACUUACAGCCAGCAGGACAAAUUAGUCCUAAGCCAAUCAGAAGGAAUGUGUCAGACAAGAACCUGUCUAAUCUUGGAACCUCACCCUCAGGAUCAUCCCUGAAUGGGGGGAUGGAUCUCAAGGGGCGGAGUCAGAGUGAUGUAUCAUCUGCAAAGUCUUUGGAAUCAGCUGAUAUAAUGAUGAAUGAAGAACCUGAAGAUGAAGAUGAUAACACCGAUGUCAUUCAAACCAUUGAGGUUCCCUCCUGCAGUGACCCUGUGUGGAAUGAGACAUUUACAUUCAAUGUUCGUGCUGAUGAGAAGUUUCUGAAUGUCUGUGUAUCUUGUAAAAUACCAGAAAAAACGGAUAAACAGAACAAAACCAUCAAACCAUCUAAGGUCUUUGCCAUAGGACAGGUCAGCCUCUCUCUGCUAGACAUAUGCCUGGACUGCUUGAUGACAUUACAGGGUGAUACACAGCAAACUGUGUCCUUGGAACCUACAGAGGCUAGGGCGGGGGCCAGUCGGAACAAGUUUUCCUCCUACUCGGGACAUCCAGGAUUUGACCCCAGUCUGUGUUUUGGCGACAUAACUAUGGAAUUUUCUCACAGUCCUAAUAAUCUCAAUGACAAAGAUCUCAAACAGUUAACAAGGAAACUCCCAGAACCAGUCCCAAUAAACAGGAAGAAAGAGGAAAAACCAGUGACUGUCAGUAAGGAGGGAAUCCUGGGAGAUGCCAUCAAAGAAAUUGUGAAGGGAAAACAUGACUUGAUGCUUACAAACUUUGAUGCAGCAACAUACUGCAACUACUGUGGGAAGAAGAUCUGGUUUAAACAAGCAUUUUUAUGUAGCCUGUGUGAAAUGAAGUGUCACAAGAAAUGUGCAGCCAAAUAUCAAAUGGAGACAAUUUGCACUGAGCAUGGGCCAAUGAAGAGGUCAGAUCCAAAGGCACCAUGGAAACCACUGAUGAUCAGGGCAGAAGGAGAAAAAGUGAAAACUGCAGAGAGAGGCACAGGCAUUCUGAGUAAAUUUAAACAGAAAAAGACAACAUCAAAACCACAGUCCUCCCUUCACAAACCCUCCACCCCAACCCAGGUCCUUCCCUAUACACUGUCUCCAAACAUCAGCCCCACUUUUGGGCGAAGGCGCAAUUCAGCACCCAACACAGACAGCCUGACCAAUCAAAGCACUGCUGCACAUAUUGCUGAUUCCACCUCAGUGACACAGACACAUUCAGCUGGGUCACUUCAAAGCUUUGUCACAACUUUACCCAAGCCUCAGUCAGAUGAGUUUAGCAUCAAGAGUAGGAGUUCAGUGAAUUCAGACUACGACACUUCGGAUGAUUCAGAUUUAGAAAUGGAGGAUAUUCUCAGUGGGAUGAGAAAGAAGCAGAAGGGACAGAACUUGGAUGAAAUGGUGGUCAUGGCUGCUAAAGAAAUGGGGAAGGAAUUGUAUGCAGAAUUGUCAUUAGAGGAGAGGAAAGCUAAACUAGAUGCCAUGGUUUCCAAACUACAGAGGGAAAUAGAUGAAGAAUCUGAAAACAAGAAUGAAUUAACAAAGGCAGAAGAAGAGACCAUCGAUCAAGCUCAGAAAGAAUUGUUACGUCAUCAGAUUGCAAAAUCUGAUGAGAAAGUGGAAGCCAUGAUGAUGAUGAUGUUACAUUACUGUGCAGGACUUCAAUAUUGUCUGGAUCAGGAACAAGAAGAAAAGCAGAGAAGAGCUGGUACUAAAUCGUCAUCUGCUAGCUAUGAUAAACAGCCUGUAGAGGAGAUUAAGAGCAGCGAGUCUAAUUCCCCAAAGAGUCUAAUUAGGGAAGAAAAUCAGAUUAGUUGCCCUGCUAUCUCGGUGGAAGUUGCCAGCUCUCCAGAGGAAAAUGUGGAGGACUUUGCUCUGUUUCCUGAGAGAGAAGAUGAUGUGGUACACGUGGGGGUGGUGGAUGAUUUGAUGCAAGUCGAAGAUGCCUCACAUUUGAUGCAGGAUCCUUCAAGAUCUGAUCGAAAGCAAGAGGAAGAGACAUUAAAGGCAACAAAUAUGGAGGGUAAACAUAGACUUUUAUCUUCAUACAAUGAUCAAUCUACUUCCUUUAAACAGCCAGAGGUGUACAUGGACGAGGAAGACAUUUUAGCAGAUGUUAUUAAUACUGUUACAGAAAUCAUUGAAAAAUCUGAAGGGGAAACAGAUUCAAGUGAUUCAGAGGAUGCUGCACAAGUUGAUGAAACACAUUCCAUCAAUUGAUAUACAUGUACUAGUAUAUGUCUCACUGAUCAAAAAAUUCUUCAAUAUGAAAUGAUUGCUGUCUCUCUGUUAAUGUAUAUCUUUUAAGAGAUCAUUCACUGUACAUUAGGCUUAAGAGAUCAUUCGCUGUACAUUAGGCUUAAGAGAUCAUUCACUGUACAUUAGGCUUAAGAGAUCAUUCACUGUACAUUAGUCUAAAGAGAUCAUUCGCUGUACAUUAGGCUUAAGAGAUCAUUCACUGUACAUUAGGCUUAAGAGAUCAUUCACUGUACAUUAGGCUUAAGAGAUCAUUCACUGUACAUUAGACGUAAGAGAUCAUUCCCUGUACAUUAGACGUAAGAGAUCAUUCGCUGUACAUUAGGCUUAAGAGAUCAUUCGCUGUACAUUAGGCUUAAGAGAUCAUUCACUGUACAUUAGGCUUAAGAGAUCAUUCACUGUACAUUAGGCUUAAGAGAUCAUUUGCUGUACAUUAGGCUCGUUGUUCAAAAGAUAUUUAGUGUAACGCAUGAAAUACAAACUUAAAGAUUUGGAGGUAAAAGCGUACACUUUUUCCGGCUUGUAUAUGUAUGUCAGUGUUUGUGAUUAAUUUGAAAGCUUAUUGUGAUAUAUCAAAUGUGAUUCAGUGACAGCCAUAUUGUAGCCAUUUAGAAGACCCAAUAGUUAUAAUUAUUUACUGUCCAAGUUUCUUUCUUACAUGUACUGAAAAUUGCAUAUCAUUCAUGAGAAUUUUAUUUUUCACCGAAUUGAUGAGGUUCUCAUGAUGAAUUUGAGUCCGUAGACACAAACAGUUAUGAACUAAAUGAGCAUAUCUAAAAAUUAUGUUUCUGGUAUAUUUUUCAGAGCAAGAUUUUGGACAUAAAGUCUUUUGAAAUAUUUAAGUGAUUUUCAGUUGUGUGUCCCAAAUGCUGGUGGGAGAAUUGCACUUGUUUAUUGGUCUAUUGUGUUUUUCUGUCAAUUACAAAAUACAUUUAAUCCUGUUCAUCUGACACUACAGUUCAGUGAAUUUCAACCAUGUUUUUCUGAUUCAGAUUGUUCUUAAUUUACUCUGCAGUUGGAGUGCAUCCUGUCAAUUUCUCUCCUAAGUGUAACUGUGACAAUUCCACUAUAACUUUGACAUGUUGAAAAUUCAAGUUCACGAUUAGAUUUACAUUUUAUGUGAGUAUUUAUGAUGAGGUUUGAAGUAAAAUAACACUGAACUAUUGGAGACUGUAGGGGACAAAGUGUUUCAGAGUGCAGUUUUUAGGGGAGUGAAUUUGCAUAUUUCUAAAAAGAACCUAUGUAAUAUAGUUUUGAUGGAGAGUAAAUGCUUUAUGAGAAGGUACAGAAUAAUUCUCAGAAAGUCUUUGUAUUUUACAUUUACAAGAUUUCCUCUUCAAUAAAACCACAAAAAUAAAUUGAACCCUUCCCCCAUCAAAAAGGGGGAGGGGGUUUAUAUAUGCAUAUAUUUUUUCCAAGUUCAAGAUUAUAAAUAGCUGAAAAAAGCACUGAUUCUACAUACUUGCAAAUGAAAUUUUUUUUUUAUUCAAAUGAGUUGAUUCUCCUCUCAAGCAUUGGUCCUCAAUUCCAACACUGAAUGUACAUGUAUUUAGUUAUAGGUCAGUAUUAUAUAAUUUUCUAAUAGUUUAUUUUUACAUCACUAGAAUUUGACUUAUUGAGAGUGUAUAGCCAAGAGCCAGUAAUACUCACAUUGCCAUAAAUUUUGUAUAUGUACAUGCACUUGCUGCUAAUAUGAAAGCAUAUACAUACAUAUUUGUUUAUUUAGUGUUUGGUUGUUUAGGUACUUAGAUAUCAAACCCUUUAAAUUCGUACUUAAAUUGUGAUUUUUGUUUUAGCAUAAGGUUAUUACAUGUAUGUUAAUUUUCAAAAUAUGAAAGUAAUACUGUCAAAAAGAUUUCAUGGGCUUUUGAAUAUUUUUCUGAAUGGCCACAGAUGUAAAGCCUAUCUAUUCAAUAAGUGUUCGUUUUUUAGUUUACUGCUAUACCUUUGUUUUCACUGCCAUUUUGAUCGAAAUUCAAUGAAUAUGAAGAAUUAUGUAAAGAUUGAGAAUAAUUUUAAGGAGUCCUAUUUCUUCAUCUGGUUACGUUUGUUUGUACUCUCAGACAAUUUAUUACAAUUUCAUGAAUGGAAAAAGAAUUGUAUGACAUGUUUGUUUUAUCUUUUUGAAGAACCUGUUCCAUGGAUGUAAAAAAAAUAAUUGUAUAAAUGAAGAUUCCAAUUUGAAGGACAAUUUGUGGAUGUUAAAAAGAAAUUUUAAAUCUUAAUCAAUGAAAAGUAUUAUACAAACUACAAACAUGAGAUAUUAAGGAUUAACACAUUAGGGUAGAGCAACUUUUAAGUACACUGUACUGUAGGAUAUAACGGCCCCCUUUUAAAUCUAUAAUCAUAUACAAUGUAGUUCAAGAAUACUAGCUUCAGAUGAGGAAUUAGCGUUAGCCAUUAAUUCCACAUUUUUCAAAUUCUUAUCUGAAAAAUGUUGCGUUAAAUUAGCUAUUUAGGGGUCAAAGCAAUGUAAAGAAAAAAACUAAUCCAGCUUAUAAGACUCCAGGCUGACUUUAUGCUAGUAUAUUGUACUAACAGAAAAUAUUCUGUUUUGUGCCCUAUUCCUUAUAAGCCAAUAAAAUACCAGAAGUACACUUCCCAGUUACGAUAGCAAAUGUUAUAUAUUCCUCUUUAAAAACAAUCUUUAGCUGUAUUAUACAUUCCUUUCCAACAGUCUUGGGUUUUAUGAGAGGCAAUCAUGCUAAAUCAAUGGAAUAUUUUUAUAUCUUGUAUAACAUUUUCUACAAUCAUAUAAUAAAAGAAUUACCAUCAGCCCUGGGUGCCUCAAGCCUGGUGGCUUUUGAGCUGAUGCAUUGUGUCAAUGUCUAACUGAUAUAUAGGACACGAAUGUCAUGUAAUAAUCUAUAUACUAUACACAUUGUGUGGAUCUCAGAUAUAUAUGUUUUUGAUUUACUUUUGUGCUGUAUAAUAUCUUAUGUGCCACCACCUAAAGACAAGUAUUCUGGUUUGUCAAUCUAAUUAAAACUAGUAUUGUAAUUUCCAUUUCACUUUAAAUUUGUGUAUGGAGUGUAUCACAGAAAAGUGGAAUUUACAAGUCUAAUUUUAUUUAGAUUGUGUAGUUUAUCACCCAAAACUUUUUGUUUUUUGUUUUCACCUGUUUUGAUAUUAUAUUAUGUGCAAUAUGACUUCUCAUGUGAUAUGUUAAUAUUGUUGUAUAUUCCUCACUAUCAUAUCUAUAUGUUACCUACAUGUAUAUCAGAAUCAGGUGCUUAUUAUGGAUCGGUAAAAAUGGCACAUUUAUUAAAGCUGUGUAAGUGAGUAAAUAUCAUGCUUGAUAUUUACAUGUAUCUCAUGUGGAAAUAUUUUUAUCACAAUAUGAAUACAAGUAUACAGUGAAAUACAAACGUGUAGAAAUCAGUUUCAAAAAGCAGGAGGCAAAAGUUUUUAGGGAGGGGAAGUGAAGCUGAAACAGCAUUCUGGGACAAUUUUUCCUAUAUUUCCUACGUGAAUUAUAAGCUAUUUCCAACAAAGUUUUCUCCCUCUUCUAUGUGUGGGGGGUGGGGGCUUAUCCUAAUGUCAGAAUCACAGAUAAUAUUCCUGUACAUAUGCAUGUAUUCUAAUCUAUUUUACAAGUAGUGUAUCGAAGACUUACCAGUCAUCACAUUUACAGCCUCUCAAAUCUGCAAGUUGUACCAAUUGACACUAAAUUUCUUGGAUUUUUAAAAUAAUUUAUACAGUCAAUAUUUACAAAACAAAUGAUUUAAAAACAUUAUUUUCAUUUUAAAAGUGCAGAAUAAUGGAGUUCUAACAGAGUGAUGUUAUAUGUAAGGCAGAGUAAUCAUAUGUGUUAGAUAUAACUAGGAGAGGGAUAUAAAAGAGAUAUUGUUGCAGGAAAAAUUAUAACAUUAAGUACAAUGAAAAUAUUCAAUCAAGUAAAAUUAUAUUUUAAAAACAGUAUUAAAAGCCUUUUUUUUUUUUAAUUAUAUGUCUUGAUAUCUGAUACUAACAUGUCAAGAUUGAUACAUGUAGAUAGGAAAGUGAUCAUGGAUACAGGUUCUGUGAAGUUUACAACUAUUGUUUUAUCAAGGACCGAGAGAAUGUAGUUGAUAUUUUAUAGUAUAUUAUGUUGGAACCUAUUUAUGUGAAACUGAACAUUCCAAAGAGAAGCAUUUUGUAUUGUACAAACAUUGUUUUUUAAGUACUGUGUAUAUUCUAUAUAAGUAUGAAUAAACAAGUACUGGGAGUGA